CGCCGCCGCAGUCACUGCCCGCCCCACUGCUGUGAGCUGGGGGAGGAGCCCGAGACUCUGGAGCAGCGGCUCAGGCGGUCGUGGCGGUCUGAGGUCCGAGAGCUCUGCUCCUCAGAAGAGCGCGUGGCUGUCUCUACUGGUUUCAGGCCUUCUACGAGCCAGCAGGAAAGGAUUGCCAGCCAGAGAAAGACAACAUCCGAAGUCCCAAUGCAUAGAUCAGCCCCCAGCCAAUCCACCAAGAGGAGCCGGUCACCAUUUUCCACCACUCGUCGUAGUUGGGACGACAGUGAGAGCUCAGGUACCAGCCUGAAUGUUGAAAAUGAGGACUAUUCCAGGUAUCCAUCAAGAGAGUACCGGGCUUCAGGGAACAGAAGAGGAAUGGCUUAUGGACAUGUUGAUGUUUUUGGGGCAGAAGAUAGUGAGGAGGAGGGGGCUGGGCCUGUUGAGCGACCACCAGUGAGAGGGAAAACUGGCAAGUUUAAGGAGGAUAAGCUGUAUGACAUGGAAAAGGGGGCAAGGUCUUUGUCGGGGGUGCCUCCACGGUUUGCUAGUUUCAACCGCAAUGUGAGAGAGGAGCUUGACAAGUUAGACCCAUCCCCUGCAGCAAGACGCUCUGCUACCAGAGCUGAGUUCCUGAGGCAAAAUAAUGUGGCCUCUCAAAAAUCUUCUGUUGAAGGCAAGGUGGCUGCCAACGGAGACAGCUUGGAGAGGGAGAGGCGGGAGCAGAAUUUCCAUGCACGGGCCAGCCAGGCUCCUGUGAGUGUUUGUGGUGGUGGGGAAAACUCUCCAAAGAGUGCGGAAGAACCAGUGGUGAGGCCUAAAGUCCGAAAUCUGGCAAGCCCAAACUUCGUGAAACCAAAAGUAUUUUUUGAUACUGAUGAUGAUGAUGAUAUGCCGCACAGUACUUCCAGGUGGAGGGAUGCUGCCAGUGCUGACGAAGGCCGCUCACAUGGCCUAGCAAGAAGAGGCAGAGGUGAGAGCUCAAGUGGCUACUCUGAGCUGAAGUACCCUGAAGACAAGAGGGAAGCCAGAAAUGAUCAAGUGAAGCCAGAGAAGGUGCCCAGAUGGCGACGAACCAUGGUUGACCCUGACUUCUGGACGUACAAUGAUGAUAACUACAAAUACUUAGAUGAAGACUCUGACAGUGACAAAGAAUGGAUUGCUGCUCUGCGCCGCAAGUAUCGAAGUCGAGAGCAGCCCCUGUCAUCCAGUGGUGAAAGCUGGGAGACUCUACUGGAAAAGGAAGAGCAGGAACCUCCACAAGCUAGAGUGAGUGUGAGUGCUGCUGGUGUUAGCUCUGGCCCUGGUGCCAGAGCCAGUGAGGUUGCUAGCGCUGGUGCCAGUGCAGGUGCUAGUAGCAAAGGUAGUAGCUAUUUUGAGGAAGUUCAAGAACCAUCACUUCAACAAGAGGAGCGGGCAUCCUUGGAAGGAGAAAUUCCUUGGCUCCAGUACAAUGAGAAUGAGAGUAGCAGUGAGGGAGAUAAUGAUUCUGGUCAUGAGUUAAUGCAGCCUGGGGUAUUCAUGCUGGAUGGAAACAACAACCUUGAAGAUGAUUCCAGUGUCAGUGAAGACCUCGAAGUGGAUUGGAGCCUCUUUGAUGGCUUUGCCGAUGGGCUAGGAGUAGCUGAAGCCAUCUCUUACGUGGAUCCUCAGUUUCUCACUUACAUGGCCCUUGAAGAGCGCCUGGCCCAGGCCAUGGAGACUGCCCUUGCACAUUUGGAGUCCCUUGCGGUAGAUGUCGAAGUGGCCAAUCCACCAGCAAACAAGGAGAGCAUCGAUGCUCUUCCCGAGAUCCUGGUCACUGAAGAUCAUGGUGCGGUGGGCCAGGAGAUGUGCUGUCCUAUCUGCUGCAGUGAAUACGUGAAGGGGGAGGUGGCGACUGAGUUACCAUGCCAUCACUAUUUCCACAAGCCGUGCGUGUCCAUCUGGCUUCAGAAGUCGGGCACCUGCCCUGUGUGCCGCUGCAUGUUCCCUCCUCCACUCUAAGGACCAAGGCUGUUUACUCCUGGUCUCAUUGUUGUCCCCAUCUGAAAGCCACAAUACUGCAGGAGCCCUCUCAAAAUUAAUGAAAAAAAUUUGGUCAAUUUAAACCUGUUGAUUCCUUGUGAUUAUUUCUAAUGUGAAAUGGUUGUAUAUGAUUGCAUUAAAAAAUCACUGUUGUUUAGAGGUUAGAAAGGCAAAACUAAAUUUUCUAAGUGCUUCUUGAGAUUGAAAGAACAUACAUUUUCUAACCUGAAAGUUGAAAUGAGUCACAUUUGUUUUCUUCAGUAGAAUAUGUUGCUGUUAAUUGUAAUGUCAAGUUUUACAGGUUAAAUAGGUCCAAAAAGAAAAAUCAUUUUUGUUGCA
This is a messenger RNA of Fukomys damarensis (Damara mole-rat), 2346 nucleotides long. RefSeq names its product praja ring finger ubiquitin ligase 1 (gene Pja1). NCBI's taxonomy places the organism in Eukaryota, Metazoa, Chordata, Mammalia, Rodentia, Bathyergidae. Bases 208 to 1986 code for a protein of 592 amino acids. The transcript has 2 exons. The record is from RefSeq and is a predicted model, not a curated record.